Molecule: messenger RNA, 2280 nt
Organism: Capsaspora owczarzaki ATCC 30864
Lineage: Eukaryota; Filasterea; Ministeriida; Capsasporidae
Product: protein kinase C II
Exons: 1
Coding region: 1-2280 (759 amino acids)
Biological process (GO): protein phosphorylation
Molecular function (GO): ATP binding; diacylglycerol-dependent serine/threonine kinase activity
Source: RefSeq, a predicted model, not a curated record
AUGAGCUUUCUGUCGUCGACUUCGAGCGCGUCCGUUGCGUCGUCGAGGAGCUCGAGCUCGGCGUCGAGCGUCCAGACGUUCAGCGGCACACUCAAGGUCAAGGUCGUCGAGGCCAAGGACUUGAAGCCGCGCGAUGUGCCCGGCGGCAUCAAGCGCACAACGAUCGACCCGUACGCGGUCGUGCAGGUGGACGACACGCCGAUCGCACAGACCACCGCCAAACAGAAGAACUUUUGCCCGAUCUGGAGCGAGGACUUUGAGGAGGAGGUGCACAGCGGACGGUCUCUGGAGAUUAUCGUCUUUCACAAGUCACUCGUCCCGCCGGAUCAGUUCAUUGCCAGCGUGUGCGUGCCCCUAGAGCAGCUCUUGAAAAACCCGACGGGGAGGAACGAGGCCUGGUUUGAAUUGGAGCCCUGCGGCUCCAUCCACAUUAUUGCCGACUUCCAAGCACAAGCACCACGGAACAAGACGGCGUUCAAGCAGCGCGGAGACAACUUUAAGCGCCGGGGCGCCGUCCGCAAGCGCAAAAUCCACGAGGUCAACAAUCACAAGUUUAUGGCUCGCAACUUCCGCCAACCAACGUUCUGCUCGCACUGCACGGGCUUUAUCUGGGGCUUGGGUAAGCAGGGCUACCAGUGCCAGAUCUGCCAGGUCGUUGUGCACAAAAAGUGCCACGAGAAGAUUGUGAGCGUGUGCACCGGCAAUGCAAAGUCGGACGCAGACGACGCCGACAAGCGCUUCUCGAUCAACAUUCCACACCGAUUCAAGGUCUACAACUAUAAGAGCCCCACUUUCUGCGACCACUGCGGCUCGCUACUGUACGGUGUCUUCCGACAGGGCAUGCGCUGCGAAGCGUGCAAACUCAACGUCCACAAGCGCUGCCAGGACAAGGUGCCACACACGUGCGGCGUGGACGAGCGAUUGCUUGCGGAAGAGCUGGCCCGCAUUGGUACCAACGCCGAGGAGCUCGGCAACACGCGCUCCAAAAAGUCUCUGUCGAUCUCGGCCUCGGACUCUGCCGCAAGCGUGCCGCUGGCAGUAGCAGCAAGUGCACCGUCGCUCACCGUUCCUGGCGCGACGCUUGGUGGCAGCAGCACCUCGCCGCAGUCGUCGUCGACAGGCAUGCCGCCCGUGUCACCGACCACUGCACGCGCCGCUGCAGCCGCCACGGCCCCAUCCACGACGACGACGACGACGACGACGACGACGACCUCGGCGGUUGUUGCGUCGGCGGCCGCCGCAGGGGGCGCCAACAACAAGUCCAAGUUUGGGCUCUCGGACUUUAUCUUUUUGAAGGUGCUGGGCAAGGGCAGCUUUGGCAAGGUCAUGCUGGCCGAGCGCAAGGGCAGCGAAGACGUCUACGCCAUCAAGGUCCUCAAGAAGGAUGUUAUUUUGCAAGACGACGACGUGGAGUGCACCAACAUUGAGAAGCGUGUCUUGAUGAGCGCCGGCCGCCAUCCCUUCCUGUGCAACCUGCAUUCGUGCUUCCAGACACAAGACCGCAUCUUUUUCGUCAUGGAGUACAUUAACGGCGGCGACUUGAUGUUCCAGAUCCAGCGCGCCAAGAAGUUUGACGAGGAGCGCGCCCGCUUUUACUCUGCCGAGAUUGUCUCGGCCCUGCUCUACCUGCACAAGCAGGGCAUCAUUUACCGCGAUCUCAAGCUUGACAAUGUGCUGCUUGACGCAGACGGUCACAUCAAGCUGGCUGAUUUCGGCAUGUGCAAGGAAGGCAUCACCGGCACGGCCACCACUGGCACGUUCUGCGGCACGCCCGACUAUAUUGCUCCGGAAAUUCUGCGAGAGCAGCCUUACGGCGCGUCGGUCGAUUGGUGGGCACUCGGCGUUCUCAUGUACGAAAUGAUGGUGGGCCAGCCGCCAUUCGAAGCCGACAACGAGGACGACCUGUUUGAGGCCAUUCUGCAGGACGACGUCCUGUACCCGUCGUGGCUCUCCAAGGACGCCAUCUACAUUGUCAAGGGCUACUUGACCAAGACGGUGGCCAAGCGAUUGGGUUGCUCGCCCACCGGCGAGAAGGACAUCAAGAACAACGCCUUCUUCAAAGCCAUCGACUGGGCCAAGCUGGAAGCGCGCCAAAUCAAGCCUCCGUUCAAGCCCAAGAUCAAGUCGCGCAAGGACGCCAACAACUUUGACGAGGACUUUACCGCCGAAAACGCUGAACUCACCCCGACCGAUCGCGAGACCAUUCUUGCCAUUAAUCAGGAGGAGUUUGCUGGCUUCUCCUAUGUCAACCCCGCAUUUACCUCUGUUGCCAACUCUUAA